UAAUCCGCAGAAAACCGUACCAGAUAAUCAAUGGAAAACUGUUGGAAAACGCAGAAAGCCCAAGCCAGGGCCAGCGUCAGGUGAAACCUUGGUCAAUAAGGGCGAGGCGACCAGCCGCAAAAAAAAAGAAGAGGGUGAGAAAAAAGAAGAGUCUUGCCAAACUAAUCAUUAAGCCAGCUGAGGGAAAAACCUAUGAAGAGGUGCUGGGAACGAUACGUGGUAAGCUUCAACCUGAGAAGACGGAGACCGUAAUUCGAUCUGUUCGGAAAACCCGCGAAGGUGGCGUGUUUAUCGAAAUGGAGCGCUGUGGCGACCACUCAGCAUUUAAGGAAAAUGUGUGCAUUGCCAUUGGCCAGCUUGGAGACGCCCGUAUUCUCACUAGACGUUUACGUCUAGAAGUUCUGGGCAUGGACUGCCUAACCACGGCCCCAGAAGUGGAGAACGCUAUACGCGGGGAGUUAGGAGACAAGAUGAAUGGCCAACUUCGCGUCUCUCUCCUCGCUGUAAACUCGCGAGAACAAAUAAUGGCCGUGGUGGAAAUCGACGAAAUGCCAGGCCGGACUCUUAUUGAAAACGGGAAGUUGCGAGUACGUUGGAUUAUCUGCCGUGUCCGAGAGAGCGCGCUGAUGUCCAAAGGUGUUUCCGUUGUCUGGAAAAUGGCCACAAAAAGGCGGCAUGCAAAGGCCCAGAAGAAGCCUCUGCAUGUAAAGAAAGCGCAAGGUGCUCGGCAAGAGAUGGACAGAAAAAUGCCAAUCACAUGCCCGGGUCGGGAACGUGCAAGGCCUUCAGGGAUGCUGAGGCUAAGACAAAGCUUGGGGUAAUAUGAUUAAAUUUAUACAAGGCAAUAUGAA
Messenger RNA from Rhagoletis zephyria (snowberry fruit fly), 851 nucleotides. RefSeq lists its product as uncharacterized. The record is from RefSeq and is a predicted model, not a curated record. NCBI's taxonomy places the organism in Eukaryota, Metazoa, Arthropoda, Insecta, Diptera, Tephritidae.